CGGAUAACGAUAAACUGACAACGACAACGAUUUAAAUUUAACGGAAAAAGUGAUGGAAACUGGAAACUGAAUAUAGAAGAAGCUCUUCUGUUCCUCAUCAUAUAUAUAUUUAAGAUAUAGAUAAUUCCAUAUGCCGUUUUCAUCGUUCUUUGGUUUUUAGAAUAGUAGUUUAAUUAAGAUAAAAGGGUGCUGAAUUGAUAAGAAUAAAAUGUCCGACAAUACUUCAGUUAGGGUCGCAGUUCGAGUGAGACCAUUAGUCCCCACUGAACUCUCUCGAGGAUGUAAGGAAAUUGUAGAUGUAAUAAAAGAAAACGAGCAGAUUCUUAUUAAAAACAUUGACAAGGAUAAGGCGUACACCUUUAACUAUGUACUAGGUACACUUUCUAAACAAGGGGAACUAUAUGAGCGUUGUGUUCAACCUCUCAUGGGUAAUCUCUUUAAGGGUUAUAAUGUUACAAUUCUGGCCUAUGGUCAAACAGGCUCAGGAAAAACUCAUACCAUGGGAACAUCCUACACAGAACAUGGAGAUAUGGGUGUCAUUCCUAGAUGUGUUAAUGAAAUCUUUGAUUUUAUAAAAGAAAAUUUUGCUUAUAACUUUAACAUCUCUGUAACCUUUAUGGAACUGUACCAAGAGGUUCUCUAUGAUUUGUUGAGUGACAAACCACGAGAGCAAUGCAUAUUAGAAAUACGUGAGGACACAACUAAGGGAAUUCAUAUUCCCAAUUUGACCGAAAUAGAUGUACAGAAUGUGAAUACUGUUUUGGAAACCUUGCAGAAGGGAACAACAAGGAGGGCAACUAGCGCUACAGCUAUGAAUGCGCAUAGCUCUAGGAGCCACGCCAUAUUUUCCGUGAAUAUUUCAAUGAAUCAUAAAGAGAACUGCCAUGAAAACAAGCAAUCCAAAUUACAUUUAGUUGACUUGGCAGGCAGCGAGCGGCCUAAAAAGACCGGAGCCAUCGGAAAUACGUUUAAAGAAGGCGUGAACAUCAACAAAGGCCUAUUUGUCCUGGGAAAUGUAAUCAGCAGCCUCGGAGACGAGAAAUCGCAGCAUGGGUUUAUUCCCUAUAGGGAUAGCAACUUAACAAGGCUGUUAAAAGAUUCACUUGGAGGUAAUAGUAUAACACUUAUGAUAGCCUGUGUAAGCCCAGCAGAUUACAAUUUAGAGGAGACUAUUUCAACACUUCGAUAUGCUGACAGGGCGAAAAAAAUUAAGAACAAACCCGUAGUUAAUCAAGAUCCACAAGCUGCAGAGAUUAAUUCGCUCAAAAAGACCAUACAGCAUUUAAGAUUACAAAUCCUAGGACAAGGCGGUCCAGCCGUUUGUACGCAAGAAGUAGAAGCGAUCAAGAAAGAAAAUAUUGACCUGAAAACUAAGAAACGAGAUCUUAGUUUACAGCUCGCUGCUGCCCUCUUCAACAACACCAAUUUACAUGAAAAAAUCAUCAUUUUGCAAAACGCAAACGAAGUAUUGAAUAAAAAACUUGUGGGACUAAAAGAUAUCUGUGAUAUUACUUUAAAUAGCUAUAAUAUAGGACUUGAAACAAAUAACCACGAUUUAUUAAAAGAAAAUUUGGCAAAUUUAGAGCAAAUAAAGGAGCAGUUCGCUCAAAUCAAUCAUGACCAAAAACAGACGGACAACGAAAUCGCCAACCACGAACACAACAAACCAUCUAUGAAAGACUUUGCGGUAGGGGGACAUGAACAGUCCGAAGAUAUUCAGGAGAAACAAGAAUCGCACACAAAUAGGCAGUUCAACCUAAACAUUCAACUGACGGAGAUUGAAAAACAGUUGAACAUUAAGGAGAACUUGGCAAAAGAAUUGAUCAGUGCGAAUUACGUUGUAGACUAUCAGACCAUGGCCGAGAACGAAGCAAAGAUAGAACAACUCGAGAAAGAAAAGGAAGAACUCCAGCAGAUGUUGAAAAAUAUUGGAAAUUCUGGAAAAAUAUCAGAGCAACGUAGAAAGAGAGUUCAAGACUUAGAACAUCAGUUAUCCGAGUUAAAGAAAAGGGUUCAAGAACAAAACCAGAAGAUAAAGAUGAAGGCCAGAGAUGAAGAACGCAUCAAGGUUUUAAAUAAAGAAAUACUCGAAAUGAAACAAACCAAAGUUAAACUGGUAAAGACGAUGCGUGAAGAGUCUGACAAGUUCCGACAGUGGAAGAUACAAAAAGAACGGGAAUGCAUAAAAUUGAAACAACAAGAUAUAAAGAAACAAUGCGAAAUUGCACGAAUGAAAGUCAUCCACAGUAAACAGCAGAACGUGUUUAAGAGGAGGGUGGAAGAAGCGGAAGCUAUAAAUAGAAGAUUAAAACUCGCCCUGUCCGUAAAACAACAGGCACAGGAAUCUAGGAAUGCUGGUAAAGCUGAACGAAUCGAACCAUGGCUGAAGCAGGAAUUUGACCUCUACGUAAACUUACUAGAAGCGGAAGCAACGCUCAAAGUGCUGUUGGAAGAUAGAGCUACCCUGCAGCAACAAUUGGACAACAUGAAAAACAACUCUGAUGCCGAUUCAACAGAUUGUAAAUCGAUUGAAGAUGAUUUAGAGCUCAGAAGUGUCCAAAUUCAGGAUCUACAACAAAAACUUUUGGACUCAGAUGAAGAUACUAAAGCCAAAUCAAGAAUCGACAAAUUCCAGACGAUGGCAGAAGCAAAGUAUGGUAUAAAGUUUUUGUUUGCGAGAGCCGCAGAAGUAGUGAAAGAAAAAGUUGGUCUUCAGAUGAAACUAACAGAACUCCAGGAACUCUAUACCGAUACGCAAGAAAAACUCAAAAGCCAAGGUGAAGAAACAGAACAGAUUCGACAAGAAUACGAAGAAAGGAUUAGAUCGUUGUUAACUGAGAUUAACGAAAUUAAAGAUUCACUUGCUAAACAGGAAGCUCUUCAGAAACAGAUUGAAGAAUUGGAACUCAAAAAUGAUGAGUUAACAGAAAAAUUAGAAGAAUUUGUAAUCAACAGAACGGUUCCACCUACUCCAGCUCUCAUAGAAAAAAAGAUGAAUAGAACAUUCAUGUGCAACCCUGCUGACUCAGACGACGCAGUAAAAAUUGAAGUAUCUAGUGAUGCGUAUGGUACCCCUCCAAACGAAUUACAAAAUAGCAGAGACAGAAAUUUGUUAAAACCAGUGCCCGUUAAAUUCCAUGAUAUCUCAUUAGACGAUUUCGUGGAUGAAGAUGACGUUAAAAAUGAUCCCGAUUGGAGAGGAACUCCUUUAGGCAAGAGAAUAAUGGAAGAAAAGGAAAUUAUAGAGAAAAAUAAAAAAUUACAAAAAACUUCCCUUAAAUUUCCAGAUGAUUCCAGGCCGUCUAAAAGAUCUUCUGAAGGUAGUUGUACAUGUAAAAAGUCAUGCAAAGGCAGAUGCGGUUGUUUCAAGAUGGGCAAAUCAUGUCAACCUACCUGUAAAUGUGAUGAACAGUGCGAAAACAGGGAAAAGAGCGAAAACGCGUAUUUGAAAGAAUCUGAUGAUGAUGUUUUUAUGAAACCAAGCAAUGAUGAGAAUGAGCUUCCAAGGAAACGGCAAAAAAAGAGGCUAAACAUUUUUACCCAGAACGAAUGAGAGAAUGUAUGUACAAUGUAAAUAUUUUAUCAAUAAGUUAUUUAUUAUGAUUAACAUUUUAUUUGACUGACUUCUAUUUGACUUUAUUUGUAUUUGACUUUGUAUUUUAGUGUAUGUGUAUGUAUGUAUUUUAAUUUUGUAUAGUAGUUUAUGAAAAAUCCCUUUUACAUUAGAAUUAUUGUUUGAACGCCUUAUUGCAACAUAAUGAUAUGCCACAAAAUUAGAAAACUGAAAUAUUAAGGUUUAAAGUAUUAAAAAAAUGUAAAAAUAUUAAUUUAACUUUAAAAAACUAUAAUGUUAUUGGAUUGCGUUAAUCAUUAAAAUGCAUAAGCAUGUUUAUUAUAUUACGGAAAAACACAUAUUUACAAGAAAAAUAGGGUUUAUUAAAAAAAAAAUGAGGCUUAACAUGUUCUUAAAUUUAAAGUCAUAAAAAAUAAUAAAAUUAUGUAUCAACGAGUUUCACUUCUUUAUUAACCUUAUCAUUAGCUGAUUAUAAAAAUUUUAGCUGAUUAUAAAAAUAAAGGAAGUGAAAAAAUUGUAUAUGUAUUAAAGUGUGUAAAACUAUUUUAUUUCCUUAGCUAAGCGCAGUAAAUUCCUAAUCGUAGUAAAUCUUAAAAACGUCAGAUUUUCUACACAAAUGUUUAAUUUUAAUAGAAGUAUAAAAGUCCAAAUAUAUAUACAGGGUGUCUGCGUAACUUGGAACCAUAUGGGAAACUUUUUUAAUAUCAAUUUUACGAAAAAAAGUGAUUCUUCAUAAAAUGCUCUGGCAUAGUCUAAAACCUAAGAUGCAGUCAUCAGAUAUCAAAUUUUAUCAAUAAUAUACGAGGUGUGUCCAAAAAUAUGAAUUUCGCUCAAGAGUAAUGUGCCUUUAUAUUUCACAAUAUCAAAAAUUGUUAUUAAGAAAAGUUAUUAAGAAAAAAAAAAUUUUGAAAAUUUUCAUCACAUUAGGGAUACCCAACAUCAUUUUUAUUUUAUGAUAACUCCGUAAUUAUUAAUUUUGCGAAAAAAGUUAUUCUUUAUAAAAAAUUCUGAAUAGUCAAGAAACUAAGAUGUAAUCAUAAGAUAUCAUUUUUUUUUAAAUUUUAUACGAGGUAUGUCAGAAAAUAUGAAUUUUGCUCAAGAGUCAAAUACCUUUAUGAGUUUCACUUUAUGAUAUGCAUAUAAAUGAAUAUUGUUUACAAAACCAUGGUAAGCCAAAAAAAUAAGAAAACAUUCUUAUCUCACACUAAAUUUAGACGAAAAAUGCUACUGGGCCUAUAGCGCAAAAACAGAUGAACCACUUUGCAGCGCUACUCUGUGAAUCCACAAAGUGGCUAAAACAGGCGAUUUUGUAGCGCUAAUGAUUUUGUAAUGGACGCCAGAGUGGCGAGGAUCGGCGACAGUGGCUGGCCCUUGCUGGCCACUGUCGCUCGUUUGAAAUGGCACCUUUAAUUUACGGCUAAUCAUCGGAAGCUAUUUUGUGGAUCCACAGAGUGCGCUACAGAAUGGUUCUGUCUGUUUUUGCGCAUAGUCUUUGUCUGCUACACUGCCAUCAAUGGAAUUUACAUUUAAACUGUUGUUUUCGCUUGAAUAGUCCAUGUGGUGAGACCGCUGAAAAAAUUUCUGAUUCGGUUUCUUUGUGGAUUCCUAUUCAAAAAUGUCCCCUUUAAACAAAUCUGAAGGGUGUCGGGCGGAAUUUUUGGGCAGCAAUAAUUGUUUAAAUAUUUUUUUUAAACAAAUACAAAAGAUCACGUUUUUUCGCUCUGGAACAUAUAUUUUUAGGGUUUUUGGGUCAUUCUAAACAAGAAUGGUAUCUUGUAAUUUUUCUUAAAAAUUGAUAGUUUUCGAGUUAUAGGCGAUUUAAAUACUGAAAAAUGCGAAAAUACGCAUUUUCGAGGCUUAAAAACUCAUAUAUAAAUUAGUAUUUUUGAGGUUGCCAGAUACUUAGAUUAAAGAUUAAACAUUCAGCUUCAAGAUUCGGAAGAGUGAUCGCGUCUAACCUUAAUUUAUACCGUUGUUUUUUAAUUGUUAAAUAUGCGUGUUUAUCCAAUUUUUUUGGCGGUGCGGCGCCUGUUUCAAAAAUCUAUUUUCCUCCGAAAAAUA
This is a messenger RNA of Diabrotica virgifera virgifera (western corn rootworm), 5635 nucleotides long. RefSeq names its product chromosome-associated kinesin KIF4 (gene Klp3A). Gene Ontology annotation, biological process: mitotic spindle organization; microtubule-based movement. Gene Ontology annotation, molecular function: microtubule binding; microtubule motor activity; ATP binding. NCBI's taxonomy places the organism in Eukaryota, Metazoa, Arthropoda, Insecta, Coleoptera, Chrysomelidae. The record is from RefSeq and is a predicted model, not a curated record. Bases 209 to 3553 code for a protein of 1114 amino acids. The transcript has 20 exons.